GAAAAGAAACGGGAGUUUUCUCCUCGAAACUCAUGAGUAAUUUGUUUUGGCUGCCUCUGAAACCUCUGCUGUAUUGACAGCAGAUGUGAUUCCUGGACCUUGACUCCAGGAGCCUGCUCACUUGAAUACAAACAAAAACAUCUAUGGAAAAAGUAACUCCUCUGCUCUGCUUCGAAGUGUGAUUAGGACAAAGGAAGCACUAAGCUGACUCUACAGACCUGUAAAGGGUCCCUUUUUCAUGUGUUGAAAGGGCAUAAAUCCUCAAGAACACAGACAUACUGUUCUAUUUACUGUAUGCCACUGAGUCAGAGGAACAGAAAUAUUCUGUAGCCAUCUGUAAUUUGAGCUCCAGUGCUACAUGGUAAUUACAAAGCGUUUCAGGGAAGCAGGAACCGUGAUUCGUAAUUAAACGGGUCUAUAAAACGAGGGAGAGGCUGAAGACUGAGGCCUUGGGACAGCCUCAGAGAGGGGCAGUGACGCCCAGGAUUGUGAGGGGGACGGUAUUUUAGGAGCCGGCACUCAGGGUUUUGUGGGGAGUAAGAGCCCAGAGCCAGACAUGGAUUCCCAGGGGGGACACUACCUGAACAAAGAGGCCCUGCUGUCUCCGCUGGGAGCUGCACGGAUGUGUCAGCUGAUGCUCGGCUGCACCACCAUGAGCCUGGUGGCCCACCAGGCCGGGUACAGCGCCACCUAUGGGACCUUCUGCAUGUUUGUGUGGUGCUUCUGUUUCGCGGUGACCCUGGUGGUGUUCACCCUGGACGUCACCCGCCUCCACGGGUGCAUGCCUAUAUCCUGGGACAACUUCACCGUAGCCUACGCCAUGCUAGCCACGCUAAUGUACGUCACGGCCUCCGUGGUCUACCCCGUCUACUUCCUACAGCCGCAGUGCCCCUCGGAGGGCUGCGAGGUGCGCAACUACUGCAUCGCCGUCACCGUCUGCUCCUCCGUCUGCUGCUUCGCCUAUGCCGCCGAGGUCUUCCUCACCCGGGCCAAGCCGGGCCACGUGGUGGGCUACAUGGCCACCGUGUCCGGGCUGCUCAAGGUGGUCCAGGGCUUCGUGGCCUGCAUCAUAUUCGGCGCCCUGGCCAACGACAGCGAGUACAACCGGCACAUCCCCACCCAGUACUGCGUGGUGGUGUACAGCCUGUGCUUCGCCGUGACGGUGGUGGUGAUCGCGCUGACCGUCUCCGGCAGGACGGCGGCCCUCCGCUUCCCGUUCGACCGCUUCGUGGUCGUCUACACCUUCCUGGCCGUGCUGCUCUACAUGAGCACCGCGGUGGUCUGGCCUGUCUUCAGCUUCGACAAGAAGUACGGCACGCCCACCCGCCCCGACGGCUGCGUGCGGGGGAAGUGUGCCUGGGACAGUAAGUUGGUGGUGGCCGUUUUCACCCACGUCAACCUGGCGCUGUACAUCACUGACCUGAUCUACUCUCAGAGGAUCCGGUUUGUAUCCCAGCAGCACUGAGGUCCAUCACAGAAGCUCCAUCCUUCUCCUGUGCCGUGGGAAUACUCCUACGACACCAGUGCUUGAAGUGGGCUGGUAUUAAUUAAUGUUACUGAAAGCUGGCCAGCCACUUGAUUAAUGGUUAGCCACCAAGGGAAAUCUCUCACAAACCCAUCUCACCACUAUAGUGGCCAAUCGUCUCCUCUUGCCCCCUGCCUCUUCCUAUUGGAUCAUAGAGUGUAUGAGUUCAGUGUACUGGACACUUGCUUUUCAGAUACAGCACAGCAAUAAAAAGGCCAUGCCCAGAAGAGGAUCAAUUAGUUUUUUGAAUAACAAAUCCAAGUAGACAAGAAAGGGCAGAAUUGAACACAGACACAGGUUGCCAGUGUAUCAUACUAAUGACUGAGCAUUUUUGUUUUACAAUAUUUUCAAGGCGGAAAUUCUGCAUAGUAUGCCUUUAAUGAUAUACAUUUCAAGGUUAUGUUUGGCUCUGAUAUGCAUUUUCACUUGCUAACUAACCGAUGCAGGUAUUUAGGAUGAAAAUAGUAUCAUAAUAUAGAUUGUGAGUAAUUAUGGAUUGAAGUUGUGCCAAGAAACAGUCUCGCCAUUUCCAUUACAGCAAAGAUAUGCACAGAUUUUAGCAUUCCCUCUGAUUUAGUGUAAUGCAAAACAUGGAUUAGCAUGUUAUGCUGUUUUCUAGAUCUAGCCAACCAUGCUGCAGAUGAUUUUCUGUUUCAAUCUUUAAGAAGACUAAAAAUAAGGCUGAAUGCUCAGGAGGUAGGUAAUAGUUAUAUGUGGAUACAUUUACUUUGACUAUUCCUGAUGAAUCAUAAUUCCUUACUCUGCUGUCAUUAAAUUUAGUCUGGACUUCUAUGUUUUUUUCAGAGUACUGGAACUUAUUUAUUUUCAUUUCAAGCAUUGUACUACACCUUUGCCAAGAUAGAUUUGAGAGAUGCCUUGGCAAACCUUAUAUCAUUUUUCAUUACAAUUUGCCUUCCAGCCCCCCUUCACCCCCACCAUUUUUGGAACACACCCUUCCUACCCUACCCAUAGCCUAGGUUCGUUUACGCUUCUUUAUUCUGGCAUCUAGGGAACUGGUGUGUGUGUCCCUUGCUCACUGGGACUGUUAUCUACCAGGCCACCACAGUCCUACUUUCCCUAGCAGAGGUGACAGUUCCAGGACCAGGACAUUGUCUCCAGCACAUCCUCCUCUGCUGAAUCACGAGGGAGAUGUGAAGAACCUCUCCAGCAGGACAUCUUCAUCUUCCUCUCUCCCUCAGUGCUCCUCCUCAUACCCCAUGCUACCUCUGCUGAGGGGAUUGUCCAAAACAUGCCUCUCCUAACUUCCCUCAAGAGAUGGAAGUCCUGUGUAGCCUUCAGUCUGCAUGUGUGACAACAACAAAGGAAGCAACAUGAUGAAAGUAUAUGUUUCAAGUAUUAACCAUAUUUGGUGUAUUUAUUGUAUUUAUUUUAUUUUAUAAAAAUAACUGGAUUAGUUAAAUAUUCUAAACAAAAUGCAGCUUCUACAUGUGACUUAUGACAGCGUUAUUAGUUGAUAUCUUAUUAUUUAGUGAAUAUUUGUUGGAAAGAUCAUUUUCUGGAAACCAUGUUGUAGGCUCUGUGAAGAUUCACAGAUUCCAAAGUUCAAUUAUCUUCUAACAGCAAAGCUCAACUCAAUCAGGUUUAAAUAAAGAAGAGCUGUACAUUAGAGAAUUUAGAGAGUUUAU
Conger conger (European conger) is the source of this 3171-nucleotide messenger RNA. RefSeq names its product myeloid-associated differentiation marker-like protein 2. Lineage: Eukaryota; Metazoa; Chordata; Actinopteri; Anguilliformes; Congridae. The transcript has a single exon. Bases 557 to 1465 code for a protein of 302 amino acids. Gene Ontology annotation, cellular component: membrane. The record is from RefSeq and is a predicted model, not a curated record.